Molecule: messenger RNA, 1434 nt
Organism: Dovyalis caffra
Lineage: Eukaryota; Viridiplantae; Streptophyta; Magnoliopsida; Malpighiales; Salicaceae
Source: the annotation of a GenBank genome assembly
AUGCUUGAUGUUCCAAAUUUUGAAAGCACAGAAUCUAUUUCUCCCGGUGACAUCUUCUUUUCUGUUGACCAGAAAGCCUUGGUGAUGCAGAAGAAUGGCUUAUUAAAGGACAACAAUGUAACCAAUUUGUACCCGAAACCUGCAUCUUUUCCUCACACGGAUUCUGUUCUUCUUCAGCGUAAUAAAGUAAAUGGCAAUAUCAAUCAUCGAAGAACUUCGACAAGUUCUAGUUCACGAAUGACUAUGACUUCAGCCUCUGCUGCAAGUAGGCAGAGUAGUGGCAAGCUCAGCAGCGACAAUAGUAAGAUAAGUGAUGCUAGUGGUAGAAGUGGGAGCUUCAAGUUCACAGAAAACAGAAUGAAAAAACAAGCAGAAGCUUGGUUUUCUUGUAUGAGGAAGGGGUCUUGCAGGAUCUCAAAAUCACCUGAAAAAGAACGUUUUGAUGAAACAUCAUUCAUCGAGAAGGCAUUUGUGGUUGAAAGCUUGAGACAGUUCUGGGCUGAUAAGCAUCAACCUGGUUCAUUGAAUGGAUUUACAUGCCACAAACAUGAAGCUCAAAUUCUCAGUCAACUUGUAUCACAUGACAGCAUUCCUCACAUAUUGUUGAAGGGCCCAUCUGGUUCUGGUAAAAAAGCGCUAGCAAUGGCUCUGAUUGGUGAAAUAUUUGGUGAUUCUUGUUGGAAUAAAACACAUGAUUUAAGAUAUUUCCUGGUUCAGGAACAAAGGGCAGCAGCGCAGGUAGCGGUUCCAAUAACAUCCAGUGCUCACCAUGUAGAGAUCAAUGUAAAUUCGGAACCAAAUGCUAAAUAUGCAUUAAUGGGUUUAGUGAAGGAAAUAAGCAAAACUUAUGCUAUUAUCCCUGAAGUUAGCCAUGUCAAUCUUAACCCAGAUUAUAAAGUAUUAGUUCUUUAUGAGGUUGACAAAGCACCAGAGAACAUCCAGCACUUGAUAAAAUGGAUCAUGGACUGUUACACAGAUGCUUGUAAACUCAUAAUCUGCUGUGAAGAUGAUUCAGACAUUCUAGAAACUGUAAAAAAUCGCUGCAAAGUUUUAAAAGUCGAUGCUCCUGUGACCCAUGAGAUCAUGGAGGUUCUCAUUCAGAUAGCAAGCAAAGAAGAGUUUGAUCUACCGAUGAGCUUUGCUGCUAAAAUAGCUGCCAAAUCGAAGCAGAACCUGAGAAAAGCAAUCAUGGCUCUUGAAGCCUGCAAAGCACACAACUAUCCUUUUUCGGAUGAUCAGCCGAUCCCAUUUGGAUGGGAAGAGGUUUUGGUAGAGCUUGCAACAGAAAUCCUGAUUGAUCCAUCACCUAAUAAGUAUGAUUUAUCUAACUGGAUUAUUUUCCAUACGGGGAAAGUUUCAAAAGCUUCUUCUGGAUUUCGUUCACCCCAAACUGAUUCUCCAGGUGAUGCAUUUGACAUCUCUCAGCUGAAAUAA